AUGGAUAAAGUGAAGAAAACUUCUUGGGAGAAAAUUACUAGUCUUCUUUAGUAGUUAUAUACUGCGGAAUAGCAAAUUCAAGAGUAGCAUGUUACAAUACAAAGCAGUACUUAUACACUAGUUUCAUUAUUCCAUGCUCAAUUUCGUCAAUUGAUUGAUAGAGAGGAUAUUAUUGAUUCAAUAUAACAAUUAGAUUUCGAGACCCCUUAAUUAUUUAAUAUGGGCAGGAACUUGUAAUCUGAGUUUGCAUUUACUUCAAAUCACAAGUAUAUUUUAAAGGUUGUGUCUGGAACUCAAUACAGGUAUUUUAAAAAUACUUUCCACUAAUAUUACUUCAAAAUAAUAGCUAAUAAGAACUGUUUGUUAGCAAGAACCUUUGGAAUAUAUAAAUUAGAAGAUAGAGAAAAUAAAUCAUAUUUCGUCUUGAUGGAAAAUUUAUUUUAUGAACAUAAAUUGUAAAACAGUUAAAUAAUCAGCAUAUAUGAUUUGAAAGGAGCAUAAAGCAGUAGAAUUACUAAAAAUUUUGAUGAGCAGUUUCACCAACAAUAAGAAUUAUUAAAAACUAAGGCUCAAACAAUUCCUUUACUAAAAGGAAAGGAUGAAGAUUUUAAAAAAAUUAGAUUCUUUUAAGAUUUCUCAAAUGAAAAGAAAUUAGAUAUUAUGAAUUCGAUAAAAUAAGAAAGUGAUAUUCUCGCUGAAGCCAAUACAAUGGAUUAUUCUCUCAUGAUUAUUACUGGACAUAUCAAUCAAUGCCAAUAAGGGAAUAGACUAAUUAAGUUAAGCAAUAAUGUUGGUACUAUAAUUGGAAUAAUUGAUUAUUAUUAAGAAUAUAAUAGUACCAAAAAGCUAGAAAAUAAAUUUAAAACUUGGUUUGGCAUGCAUAAACCAGAUUAAUAGAUUAGUUGUGUAGAUAGUGAUACAUAUAGAAAAAGAUUUUAGAUUUAUUUUUAGCAAUUUCUAUAAGAUUGA
Molecule: messenger RNA, 969 nt
Organism: Paramecium octaurelia
Lineage: Eukaryota; Ciliophora; Oligohymenophorea; Peniculida; Parameciidae
Source: the annotation of a GenBank genome assembly